AUGUCGCCCAGAGCUGUUGACAAAUCAAUGCCGUACUUCCCUCUAGCUGGAGGUGCUGAUGAUGGCUGGUCCACGGAGGAUGAAGCGACCGCCACAUGCUUUUGCGGUGCAGUGCAACUGUCAUUCCCAACCCAUGGAGCUGGCUAUGUUGGCUCUUUCGUCUGCAAUUGCUCCGACUGUCACAAGCUUACCGCAUCUAUGCAUGCAACUAAUUUCACGGUCUAUGAUACGCACUUGAAGCAUUUGCGUGGCCGCGAUAAUCUAAAGAGGUACAGCCAGUCGCGCACUGUUUUUGUGAAAGAGCCGGGCAAAGAAAACACCAUGACCAACUACUUUUGUUCCACAUGUGGCUCGCUCAUGUACCGUGUCGGUGCAGCUUUCCCCGGCAUGAGUAUUCUGCGUGUUGGCAGCGUGGAUGACUUCUCGUUGCACGAGACUAAAUUGAGACCCACAAUGGAGCAGUUUACCAAGGACCGCGUUGCCUGGAAAGCUCCUACAGAAGGUGCAAAGCAAUUUGUGGAGGAUGGCCUUCAUGUAUAG
This is a messenger RNA of Penicillium lagena, 540 nucleotides long. Its product is annotated as GFA family protein. The record is from RefSeq and is a predicted model, not a curated record. Gene Ontology annotation, molecular function: carbon-sulfur lyase activity. Lineage: Eukaryota; Fungi; Ascomycota; Eurotiomycetes; Eurotiales; Aspergillaceae. The transcript has 2 exons. Bases 1 to 540 code for a protein of 179 amino acids.